Messenger RNA from Prorocentrum cordatum, 3074 nucleotides. The record is from the annotation of a GenBank genome assembly. Lineage: Eukaryota; Dinophyceae; Prorocentrales; Prorocentraceae.
GUGUUUCUGUUUGCUUUCCAGCCUGUUCGCCCUCGUCUUCAACGAGAAUCCGCCGCGCGGCGGUGAGGACGAGCAGGCCGACUCAGAGGAGUGCGACGCGGAGGAGGAGUCCGAGUUUGUCCUGCAUUCAGGCUUCGACUGGGCGGGGUCCGUGGGCGAGGGGGUCGACUUCGGCGCUGAGAUUGAUUCCAUCUUGGUCGCUGGGAUCGAGGCCAAAGGACUGCCGAUUUCGUUCCUCGAGAUGGUGUGGAAGAAGUGGGAUCGAGCGUGCCUGCAGACGGGGGGCGACGCGGCGGUGGCCCUCAUGCCGGUGCAUCCCGCCCCGGGCAAGGUUGGCACGUGGGCGGUGGUCGACCCCGCCGAGCGGGUGCAGCUGCAGGACCUCAGGUCGCACCGGAUCCACGCGAAGCCCAAGGCCAGGUGGCAGCUGGCGCCUUUCGACGGGCUCACGGCGGAGCAGAAGGAGAAGGCUGAGGCAGAUUCGGUGAAGCUGACCAGGAGGACUGCUGGAGACUCGUGGUUCUCGAUCCCCGCGGGCUGGGCCAAGCCGGAGAAGGAGAAGAUCAAACGCAAAGGGAAAAUAUCCUCCGAGGGCAAGGGGUCGAGCAGGUCAAACUUUGUCUGGUGGCUCGCGCAGAUCGUGGUGGCGGUCGGCGGGGCCGUGUGGAGCUACAAGUUCGUGGGGGCCUCCGGCCUGGGGUGCUGGCUAACAUACAAGGCGUGGAAGUUCUUCGGGGUUGGCGAGCUGGCCGACGACAGCAUGGAUGUUCUGAGCGAGAGUUCGGUUGACCUCGGCACGGCCGCCUCCGACACUGAUGAUGACGACGGGCUCAUGAGGCACCCAGGUAUGCGGAUGCUUCUUGAGCAACAGGCGGAGCUGCAGAGUCAGAUCGCGAGGCUCUCGGCCAAGAAGACGAGCGACAGUGGUGACGAGGGGGGCACGAAGUUUACAGCUGCUCAGGAGGAUGAGUCGGUCAGGAGGGGCAUCGCCAAGUUGAUGGCCAGGCUGGCGGCGCAUGAGAAGCAGGUCUCGGACGACCAGGGCGGCCCAGGCGGUGCUGUGCGAGGAAAGGUGGUCUCCUCACUGGACGGGCUGAAUGCGACGGCCGUGAAGAACUUCGUCUCGCAAGGGCAGCCUGGGAAGUCGGUCGACCAUUGCAUUCAGGAGCUGGAGCAGGAGGCUCGCGACCCGCGAGCCGCUAUGCUUUCCCAGCUCAAGCAGUAUGAGAACGCGGGCUGGAGCAUCGGCCCGUCUCAGUCUCGUAUUGCUCUAAUGGUCCUCGCUAGGAUGUACAAGUUCGGGACGAGUGCCAAGUUCCAGGUCCAGCAGUACGUUCGGUCCAAGGAGCUGGAGUCAUGCCACCCGGUGCGGUGGGAGCUCGCGGAUGAGUACGACGCGGUCGCGCUGGAGAGCGACGACUGGGCCAUCGCGGAUGCCGACGAAGAGGUUCGCAAGCGCCUGGAGCGGAAGGCUUUGUUCAACAAGUACCUCGGCAAGGCCUUUCCCGACGGCGGCAAGGGCAGCUCCGAGCAGGGGUUGCCUGCCUCUCCAGCGGCGGGAGGGGUGCAGGCAAGUGCGGAGCGUCGCCGCUUCUGCUUUGUGCUCUUCAAGUACCUGUUCAAGUUCGUGAUCUUGGUGACGGUCCUGAGUGACCUUUUCUGCGGCUUCGGCGUGGGCUCUGUGCGCGAAGAGGGGAGCUCCAGUGCGAAGACUGGCUUGACGGUCGGGAGGGUCUACAGGUCGGUGAACGCCAUCUCGCGCAUGAGCCGCGGGGUGCUGGACGGGGCAGGGGAGAAGGAGAUGAAGGUCAACGAGGUGCCCCUCCCGCCGCCGAGGUCAGCGCCGAUCCCUAUCGAGACCAUGUCACCGUCGAGUCGCCCGUGCCUCAGGGAGCCGAUAAGGACGAUGGUGCUCGGCGACCGCGAGGUAGACUGGGCGGCUUACGACAUGAUCAAGCCGUGCAGCGACCCCAGCCUGAAGCAGAAGCAGGUGAAGCUGGAUAUGCUGGAGAGGCUGGCCGAGUCGGGUAUGCUUGGGAUGUGCGACGAGGCGGUUGAGGAGGUGAAGGUCUUCACGGUCCUGAAGAAGAUCGACGAGAAGACGGGGCAGCGGAGCUCGAGGCUGAUUUGGGAUAUGAGGAGGUCCAACAUGAGUUUCAGAAGUCCGCCCUGUGUCGCCAUGCGCUCGGCCGCAGCCCUGUGCGGGGUCGACUUGAGUUCGAGCGUGCGCGGAGACCUGGAGGUGGCCAGCUUCGUCGGGGACGUGCCGGACUUCUUCCACAAACUGCUCUUGCCGGAGGGGCCGCGGGGCGACCUCGGCUUCGAGGGCGUGCCUGGGGAGGAGUUGCGGGCGCACCUGCAGAAGCGAGGGCGGCAGGACCUCGUCGAGCAACUCGGAGGUGGAGUUCGAGUUUGCUUGCGGGCGCUGCCCAUGGGCUUCGCGUGGGCGGUGUUCUUCGCCCACUCUGCCGUGCAGGGCGUGAUGGAGGGCGAGUGGAUCCAGGAGCACCGAGGCGAGCAGGAGGCCCCAUUGUGGGACGAGGUCCUCGACGAGUUCUUUGGCACGGUCUCCUUGUCGGUCUAUUACGGGGCCUUCCUGGGGCCCGAGUGGCACGAGUGGAUCUUCAUGACGGACGCGAGCCACUUCGGUUUCGGCAUCGUGGCGAGCCGCUCGGAUGUGAGCGAGGUGAGGGCCCUCUGCGAGGCGGGCGACAAGCAAGGGUGGUCGACGCAGCUUCACGAGGCCUACUCUGGAGUGGAGGAGGACGAGCUCGACUACGUCACUCCGACCUGGCAGCAUCAGGCGAGGGAGAAGCAUGCGCGCGAUGCUCGAGAAGGGGCCGCUGGCUUUUGCGAGCUGUUCGCUGGUUCGGCUCGCUUGUCGGCGGCGAUCGGGCGAGCCCGCCGGAGCUGGGUGGAGCCCUGGGAGAUCGAGCAGGGGGCGCGCUGCGACCUGGGUGACUUGGCGAACCUGGGGAGGCUCUUCGUCGACCUGGCCAGGGGCAUCUAUUGGCUCGUGCAUCUGGCCCCGCCCUGCGCUACGCGGUCCCGGGCGCGCGUGCCCAAGUUGCGGA